AUGUCCCCUCCCUCUGCCGACGUUGACAUCCAGCCAAUCACAACUGAGCCUGUCCCAAAUAAGGCUGCCCCUACGUCAGCCCAAACCCACAGCAGCGCCAGCCGGCUCACCGGUCCCCUUACCUACUCCGGCAGCCUGGACCAGUAUGAGCAGUUUGAUGUUACGGCUGUUAUUGGCCGGGAGUUUCCCACGCUGCAGUUGAGUGAGAUCUUAGAGGAUGAUAUUAAGGUUAGAGAUUUAGCAAUUUUGGUCUCUCAACGCGGUGUCCUCUUCUUCCGCAACCAAGACCUCACCGUCGAUCAACAAAAGACCCUCGCCCAAAAGCUGGGCGAGCUUACCGGCAAACCGGAAACCAGCAAGCUACACAUCCACGCGCUGGCAAAUAGCAAGCGGGGGAUUGCGGUCGACGAGAACGGAAAAUUAGACGAUGAGAUAUCUGUUAUCUCGUCGGAGCAGAACAGGAGGUUCUACAAGGAGAAGUACGAUCGGUUAGGGAAGAGGUUGGGGAGUGAGGGGUGGCAUGCUGAUAUUACAUUCGAACACAUCCCCUCAGACUACGCCAUCCUCAAGAUCACGCAUCCGCCGGCCGACGCAGGCGGCGACACGCUCUGGGCGUCGGGCUACGAGGCAUAUGACAGGCUGAGUCCCGCGUUCCAGAGGCUGGCUGAGAGCCUAACGGCUACGCAUUACCAACCGGGGUUUAAGGAGGUCAAGGAGAAGUUUGGGGUUGACUUGAUUGAAGAUUAUCGAGGGGCGCCGGAAAAUAGAGGGUUGGAGUUUACCGCAGUGCACCCCGUCGUCCGCACCAACCCUGUCACAGGAUGGAAGAGUCUCUUCGCGGCCGGGAACCAGAUAGCAAAUGGCCGGAUCAACGGCGUAACGGAACGCGAGAGCGAGAUUCUCAAGAUGUACUUCACCCAACUUAUCGUCGAAAAUCACGACCUCCAAGUCCGCUUCCGCUGGAACAAAAAUGAUCUCGCCAUCUGGGACAACCGGUCUGUCUUCCACACUGCUACGAAUGACUACGCCGGCAAAAGACAAGGUAAUCGGGUUGUGUCGCUGGGGGAGAAGCCGUACUUCGACCCUAACUCGAAGUCGAGGAGGCAGGCGCUUGGACUGGUUCCCCAGGAGGAGUGA
Molecule: messenger RNA, 1137 nt
Organism: Thermochaetoides thermophila DSM 1495
Lineage: Eukaryota; Fungi; Ascomycota; Sordariomycetes; Sordariales; Chaetomiaceae
Exons: 7
Coding region: 1-1137 (378 amino acids)
Cellular component (GO): cytoplasm
Molecular function (GO): 2-oxoglutarate-dependent dioxygenase activity
Source: RefSeq, a predicted model, not a curated record